AUGGCGAGGAGAUCCGGUGUGUGUGAAGACAAACAUUUUCUAGUCAAAUAUCUGUGUGAUGACAAUUUCCAAGUGAGGAGCCGUGCGUACUUCAUAUGUGAUAGUGACAUUGUGAUUUCUGUUGGUGAAGAGUAUGACGUCCAGUGGGGUCUCCCUAAGGAAGUGGAUCGAGCCAUAGUUCUUGGUACCAGGUCUGAACAGGAGCUUCGAGUGAAGAUGAGAGAGAUGGAAAGUUUGACAGAGCCAUCAUCUCCGAGCCCUCCCCCAAGCCCGCUAUCGCCUUCUCCACCAGCAUCUCCAGCACCAAAACAAAGGAAAAUUCCAAAGACCCUUGAGAAAUCUGGAAAGCCUAUAGCAACCAUCAUUGCUGAUGGAUCCCCACCUGAUGUUUCCGUCACGGCGCAACCGACAAGCCAAAAGAAACUCCGACCACAUCGACGGGCACGCCAUCCAACUCCUGUGCGAUUCCGAGCCUACAGGGAAUCUACAGGGGAAGAGAGCAUGCACUCGGCCCUAAUGUGCAUGAUGAAGAAGAUGAAUGAUAUGCAACAGAUAAUAGACAUUUCAAAUAAAAAGGUUGAUGCUUCCAAUCGUCGAAGUGCGGCUUAUGAGGCCCCUCUGAAGACUCUCCUAGGGAACACUAACAUUCUGAUUGACAUUGGCAGAAACUCCGAGCGUGAAAGACCACAGGAAACACCGACUGUGACAAGUGAACCAACCAGUGAUGAUAAUCUACAUGUCAGUGAUAUUCCAGAGGAAUACAAAUUAGAAGACAGCGAACUCCGACAGAUCGUGAGAGAUUCCAGAAACGCUGGGAACUUUGCUGUCAUCCUAUCCAGGAGAUUGUGGCCAGAGCUCUUUGGAGAAGGGAAUCUGUGUUUCCAGUAUAACUGGUAUGGCGGUGGAAAACACAACAAAAGGGAAUUGGACCCCGUGAGGAAGACAGUUGUUCGAAAAUAUGUGUGUUUCUUUUAUCCUGAGGUUGCCAGUGAUGAUGCGUGGAAAGAGCAUAUUGUUUCUAGAGUUAACGAGUCACUUCGAAGGAACGACAAAAGAUGCAAGAAGGUCAAUGCUUUAAGUGACAUUUCCGUCUGUGACAUUUUCAUCCCUCCCCUGGAGCCCACGUGUGAGGAUGAUGUAUUUACUUUCACGGAAUAGACUUUGUGCUUACCUUGGGAUGAAUUACUGACAUUAUAUGAAACUUGUGUGAUUUGGCAUUGUUUCUUAUGCUAGUUGUGUUUACA
Saccostrea echinata is the source of this 1244-nucleotide messenger RNA. RefSeq lists its product as uncharacterized. Gene Ontology annotation, molecular function: DNA binding. Bases 1 to 1158 code for a protein of 385 amino acids. The transcript is spliced from 3 exons. Gene Ontology annotation, biological process: rDNA heterochromatin formation. NCBI's taxonomy places the organism in Eukaryota, Metazoa, Mollusca, Bivalvia, Ostreida, Ostreidae. Gene Ontology annotation, cellular component: heterochromatin. The record is from RefSeq and is a predicted model, not a curated record.